GCGUGUGCGUGUGAGUGAGUGUGUGUGUGUGUGUGUGUAAACAAUCACUUGCACCACAUGGCAGCAGCUACAGGGAUGUGAUGCAAGUUGCUACACAGAUUACUCAGCUGGGAGCCAUUACCAAAGUGUGAACUGUCAUCACUGUCACACCUUAUCAAUUAACCUGUUGAUAGAUAACAUACAGGAUAAUGUUUCAGUUGGCUGAGAUCCGUCACAUGGUACGCAUCCCACCAUGGUUGUUUGGCCAGACACUGAAUGAUGCUGUGGUAGAAGAACUGAAUCGGAAACUUGCAAACAAAGUGGUGCUUAAUGUCGGGCUGUGUAUAGCGUUGUUUGAUGUGACGUCUUUGGGAGACUCGUACAUAUUCCCCGGAGAUGGCGCCUCACACACCCGGGCCACCUUCAGAUAUGUGGUGUUCAGACCUUUUAUGGAAGAAAUUCUGGAAGGAGUCAUCAAGUCAGCAGAUGCUGAUGGAAUGCAAGUGAGUCUUGGUUUCUAUGAUGAUGUAUACAUUCGACGGGACUCCAUGAUGACUAACUCCCACUAUGAUGAAACGGACCGCACUUGGGUAUGGGAUUACCAGACUGAUGAUGACACCCAUCACCUCUUCAUGGAUAUUGGGGAGACAAUCCGAUUUAAAGUUGUUGCGGAGCAGUUCACCGAUACCACACCAGCUGGACCAAACCUGAUAGAGGGAGAUGUUGUGGCAGACAGAAAAGAGGGCAAAAUACCUUAUAUUGUGUAUGGUGCAAUAAAUGACCAAGGCCUGGGCUUAGUGUCAUGGUGGACCAGCAGUAUUGGAGGCGGGGAUAAUGAGGGGGAGGAAGAGGAAGAAGAGUUAGAAGAGGCUGUAUGACCUUGGUAACAAAACACAGCCUGUUAAUAUAAUUUGGAAUGCUGAGCUUUGUACAUAUACUAAAAGGUUGUGGCUGCACUACUCCUCCUUGGUGCACCUUGGUUACUGCUGCUACUGAGGUGAAUGGUCGUGCUGUCAUCGGAAUUGUUUCUUCUGCUGCCUCUCGGGGCGAGUGCUUUGAAUAUCAUCUAUUGUUGUUUCUGCCACACUGUCCAUAGAAGCAGAGGAACUUUUACUGUAUUGUUCACUGUCUGAUUCCUUGGUCAUUUCUUCUCUUCUGUUGUAUUUUGUUCUUCAACAUAAUUUUUUGUUGUUCUACUAUAUUUUCCUUGAUCUCUUAGAUGCAGUAAACUUUUUAAUUUUCAUUACCUUUUAUCUUAUUCAUCAUCCAAUUAAUUAUUGCUCAGGUUUUUUAUUGGUGUGUUUCCUCGUUCAUUUGCUGCUGGUCUUCUAUAUAACCACCAGCCUCAUCUCUAAGGGUGAUCACCUCUGCUUCUGAAGUUGACCAUCACUUGUCUACUGUAUAAUUAAUAUCCCACAUCUUUUAUGUUUGCUUUUGUUAUAUCUUCCUGUACUGCUAUGGAUUCAGAUAUGGGUUUUUCUUUAUUUACCUUGUCUUAGUAUUUGCCUUUUAUCCUCAGAGGAAUUCUCCAACUCUAGAAAAAAAGUCACUUUCUUCACUCUUGCUUCCUGAGUGAUCAUUAUGUUUUGUGUACUUUCCUUAUCCACUUAAUUUCUCUCUCUCACUUUUUCUCCAUACAGUACUGUAAAAGUUUCCUCCGUUAGUUAAAUUCUCUGUGGCUUGUGGAGACGACCAUUUGGGUUUUGGUUGGUAUAGGAUUUGAGGAGCUUAAUUUUGUUAUAGUUUUCUUAGAGGUUUUAAUUGAAACUUUUAUUAAUUGAACAAUAUGGAUAAGUAAGGGAGACAAUGAUGCUGAUGUGUUUAAAGGAUUGUGAUGUGUUAAUAGUGUAAAUAAUAUACUGUACUAUAAGUUUAUUGUCUUUGCACUGUUUAGAGCUCCAGAAAUUUGAAUUGAAAUAUGAUAUGUAAUACAGUAUACUUAGAUGUUGAGUUUAUUACUUUGAAGUUAAUUGCUUCAAUAAGAUGAUCCCUUGUCAAUGCUCAAAGUUACUUGAAGUAGGUUGUUUGGGUCAUUGGUGGUUAUAUUAUAUGGGAAAUUUUUUACAGCAUUUGUACAUCAGGAAAUUUUAGUGAGUGUAAUUGGGAUGUUUACUCAAAAGUAAUGUUCCUGGUAAUUAUGAAUUUAAUGGUAAUGUCAGCAUUCUCAAGCAGGUCGUACAAUUGUAUUAAAAGCAAAUAUAUAAUGAUUAUCUUUACUGUAAAGUUAUGUAAAAGGUUUGACUCCAGCAAAGUUAUUAAAACUAUUUGGUUUUACACAGUGAUUGUAAGGAUACCACAGAGAACUUUUUGUGUAUCAUAUGUAAUUUGUAUGGGCUAAAUUAUUUACAUUGUGAAUGGCACUUAAUGUCAGUAAUCCACAGUUUUUGGUUCAGUUAUCCACAGUUUUUGGUCAUCCUAGCGGUACUGAACACUGACUUGUCAAAUUUUCACAGUUUAGUUGUAAAACAGAGAUGUCUACUAAUUCCUUGGUCAAGCCAUUUUAUUUGUGUAUUGUAGGUUGCUACUAAAUAUCACAUUAGGAAGGGAAGUAUGAAUAUGAAAUUCGCUUGUAUUUUUGCCCUAAUAAUAAAAUGACUAAAUAGAUUAACGGUCAAAGAAAAAUUAGCAUAGUAGGUAUAUAGAAAAGUUGACCUGUCUUGUAACUUUAUGUAAAGUCAUCAGUAAAAGUACAUUUUGAGCUAACCUGCAUGGUAUGAGACAGUUGAUUUGGUAAUACUGUAUGGGGAAUAGUUGAUAGAUAUGCUUUAAGUGGCUAGUAUGUGGCUAGUAUUUAAUAUUUUUUAUUAUUGGAGAUUACCUAAGAAUACAGGUAAUCCAAGAUCAUAAAUUUUAAAUAAAUAGCCACUUUACAGGGGCGGAUCUAAGAAAAUUAAAAGAUGGGAGUUCAAGAAGUCGCAGGUGGGGGCGAGCACAGUGAGCCCACACAAUAAUAUGUGCAUUUUGAGGCCAUUUUGAAACCAUGUUCACUUAAUAUUAGGAGAUAUUCUGAGGUUAAUUGUAAUUACUUUUUACUAUACAAAAAGUUCUGAGUACAAUAUGUACUGCUUUAAAGAAAAAGUAUCAAAAUUUUUUGAUGAAAAGGUGGAUCCAGCCCCAGGGUCCCCCCCUCCCCCCAGAUCUGUCUGCUUUAAUCAUAUCUGUCAUAUCUGUUGUUGACUGUACAUCUGGCCGAGGCAGUGAAGCUGCUUUAGCCAGUAGUAUUUCCUUACAAUAAGAACUCAAACUGUUUAUUACUACUUACAAACCACAAAUUUCUUUGUUAGAAAAUAUAAUUGUGUAAAUAAACAAACAAAUAAGGUAAAAAUAAGCAUACUAGUUGCCAUGUGCCUGUAAACAUAACCAUUAGUGAAUUAGGUUAAUACUGGGUGAAGACUUGCAUGUCAAACCCACUUAGCUUAAUUCUGUGUAUUAUAAGACCGCUAGGUUUGGUUUGGUCUGUUUUGUUAGUCAUCAUAAAUUAUUUGCACUUGCCUUGUUUACAGGACUUUUUGACAUUUAGUGUGCCAUAUUUCAUAUUAUUUUCAGUUUUACUUGGUCUUCAUCAUUCUGGUGUACUAGUGACCUGCUGUUUGUAAGUAACUAAUAUAGUACUCUGAAUGAUUUAUGUAAGAAAUUUCUGCAUAAUAGCUGUUGACUACCAAUUAAUCAUAAUUCACCUCAGGAACUUCAACAGAAAUACGUUAUGUCCAGAAAACUCAAAACUCCAUCAGGCUUUUGGUCCCUACACUCUAAGGUUUUUUAAGACAUUUUUUUUUUUGUUAUAAUCUCAUUUUAAUCUUCUGUAUGGUUAUGUUCACUUGAAUAUUAUAUUUACCAUUUAAGUUAGGAUUGUUAAUGUAAUUGGUGGAGAUUUUAUAUGGAAACUGUGAUAUUAAUUAAUGUGUAUAGUAUUCAUACAAGCUUAUUGUCUAAUACAUACAUAAAAUACAAA
Molecule: messenger RNA, 3931 nt
Organism: Homarus americanus (American lobster)
Lineage: Eukaryota; Metazoa; Arthropoda; Malacostraca; Decapoda; Nephropidae
Gene: Polr3H
Product: DNA-directed RNA polymerase III subunit RPC8-like
Exons: 7
Coding region: 189-857 (222 amino acids)
Biological process (GO): DNA-templated transcription; transcription initiation at RNA polymerase III promoter
Cellular component (GO): RNA polymerase III complex
Source: RefSeq, a predicted model, not a curated record